AUGGCAGAAGCAAGUAUUUUAUGGGCUUGGGAUCAGUUUACUUGCCCAAUCUGUCUGGAUCUACUGAAGAAUCCAGUGACCUUUCCCUGUGGACACAGUUUCUGUAUGGACUGUAUUACGGACUGCUGGGAUCAGAAGGGAAUCUACAGCUGCCCUCAAUGCAGACAAACCUUCACACCAAGACCUGAUUUAGGUAAAAAUGUGAUGAUUGCUGAAAUGCUGGAGAAACUCAAGAAGACAAAACUUCAAUCUGCUCAUUGUUACGCUGGACCUGGAGGUGUGGAGAAACAGAAAGUUUUGGGAGAAACACAAAGAAAGUUAAAUCAGAGAAUUCAGGAGAGAGAGAAGAAGCUUCAGGAGCUGAGACAGACUGUGGACUCUCAUAAGCGCUCUGCACAGACAGCAGUGGAGGACAGUGAGAGGAUCUUUACUCAACUGAUCCGAUCCAUUGAGAGAAGACGAUCUGAGGUGACACAACUGAUCAGAGAUCAGGAAAAGACUGCAGUGAGUCGAGCUGAAGGAGUCAUGAAGCGUCUGGAGGAGGAGAUUGAUGAUCUGAAGAGGAAAGACGCUGAACUGAAGCAGUUUUUACAAACUGACGAUGACAUUCAUUUCCUGCAGAGUUUCAAGUCUUUCUCUGUGACUUCUGGAUCUUCAGAUGUUUCCAGCAUUAUUGUCAGUUCUCUUCCCACUUUUGAUGAUUUGGGAAAAUCUGUUUCUAAACUCAGAGAUAAACUGGAGGAUUUGUGUAUUGAUGAGAUUAAAUGUAUAUCUGACAGAGUAAAAUCCACUGAAAUUAUUUACAACGAACCCAGAACUAGAGAGGAUUUCCUACAAUAUUCCAUUCUGCUGUCUCUGGAUUCAAACACAGUGAAUAAAAAUCUCCAUCUGUCUGAGAAGAACACUGUGGCUACUUACACUGACACAGUCCAGCCGUAUCCUGAUCAUCCAGACAGAUUUUAUUUUAGUAAAGUUUUGUGUAGAGAGAGUUUGUGUGGACGCUGUUACUGGGAGGUUGAGUGGAGUGGUGAUGUGAGUAUUUCAGUGUCAUAUAAGAACACCAGCAGGAAGGAAUGGGGUGAUGACUGUUGGUUUGGAGUUAAUAAUCAGUCAUGGAGUUUGUACUGCUCUGACUCCAUCUGGUCAUUCUGGCACAAUAACAAAGAGACUAAUCUCCCUGUGUUGAGUUCCUGUAGAAUAGGAGUGUAUGUGGAUCACAGUAAAGGAUCUCUGUCCUUCUACAGCGUCUCUGAUACAAUGAACCUCAUACACAGAGUCAACACCACAUUCACUCAAACACUUUAUCCUGGAUUUUUGAUCAAUCCAAAGUCAACAAUGAAACUCUGCAAUCUGACAAGAUGGAUACAGAGAUGUAACAGAUUAAAGCAGUAAGCCCCAAGAAGCAGUGGGUUACCAUAAAUGUACUGUAAUCCCACUGCUUCCAUGCUUCGCGGGGCUUAUUGCUUUUAUAAAACAGUUACUUCAUAUGCAUAGCAGGAUUUCAUAAAAUAAAACACAAAUAAGCUGUAAUUAUAUUAGUACAAAUAUUACUUUUCCGCCAGACAAAGUAGUUCCUUAGAAACAAGUGUGGCUGCAACAGACCGCAGUUCCCAACCAACACAGACGGAGCUAAGACACAAUGAAAAUAUGAUUUGAGUUUAUUUUCAUAAAUCAACAUUCAUCUAAUUUAUAAACUAACAUUAAUAUUGUGCAACUGUUGAAGUGAUGAUCAAAUAUGCUUGGAAGCAUGCUUAACUCUUUCCACGUCAGCGCUUUUUUUUAAGUUGCCACCCAGUUUUAGUUUAAUGCCUUACAGAAAAAUUAUCUUCAUUAAAUACACAUAAAAGGAAAAAACAGACACUCCGCUUUCAAAAAACAAAAAACAAAACAUUUUUGUGAAGAACUUUUAAGAGAUCGGAUUUAGAGCCAUGUUCAAAACUUACACUGUGUUUUUAGUGUUGAGUGAAUGCGUCAGUGUUUAAGUUGCGUUAGAUCGCCAUCUAUUGGACAAUAGCGGAAAUAUCAACUUGAGCUUAAAGAACUCCUUAGAAAAGGGUUUUCUCUUAAUUGACGAGAUGACUCAACAAUGUUUAUUGACAUUUAUCCGGAUAUCGCCAUAAUUGUGCAUAUGUAGAAAAAUAAAAAAAUUAUUAAAGACUGUGGUGUUUAUUUUCAUAAAUCAGUACAUAGCAACAUUGCCGCAUAAUGAUUGUGCUGUCCCAGAACCUGUGUUGUGGCUAGAAGGGAUACAACUUCAAUCUCUUGAAAUCUCGCAGGAUGAGCGCUGUUUUCAUUUUAAUCCUAUAGCCCAAACCUAAACCUAACAUUUCCCGGGAUUAGAAAAGACGUAAUUGUAUCCUCCUCUUUAGCCAGAAUCGCUGUUUUUCAUCCUUAUCCUUCCCUAAAACCUUACACCAACCACAGGAUCUCGCGAGAUUUGUCCGUAGCUCCAUCCCCUCUAGCCAGAACCCAGAGUCUGCCCUACCAGCGCAAAUAAGCUACAUGUACCACAAGUUAAGUUUUGGGAAAAAUAAUGACAACUGGAUAAUAAUGAUGAUCUUUUAAAAGCCAUCAAAUUGAAAAAGCAGAGUUUAGAGUUAAAAACUUUUUUGUACACAUGCAAAACGGCCAACACGAUUAUCUUAAAAAAGGGGCCGGGGCAAAAGCAAAUCAUCCAAAAAUUAAUGUACAAAUGUGGUUGUACAAAUUAAUACGAAUAAGUCACCUUGUAAAAUAUGAAUGAAUUGCCACGAGAAAGCUUUGUAAAAUCAAUGAAUCAACUACUUUUGAAUGUUGUAUAUUAUCUUGAUGGGCCUGAUUAUCAUAAUGGGCGGUCCUAUUUCUGUCAGGUCCGUCUUUUGGCUGAGAUGCUGCUAGUGGUGCACAACCAUCAUUCUGAAGUCUUCUUAAUAUGAAAUAGUAUUUUAUUGAUCAAUUUUGAUGAUGAAAGAGCCCAACUGAAUCAUCCAAUAUUGUUUAAUACAGAAAAGCACAAUUUAGCUUUUGUCAAGACAAGAGUGUAAAAUAUGAAGAUAUAAUUUCUAGAUGUGCACUAGCAACGAAUGUGUUUGGCAUCCGUAGAUGAAAUGUGUCUGUUUACCUAAAGAAAUAUUUGUACAAAUGGCCUGCCAUAGUUUUGCACACGUCUCUCAAAAUCAAAACCAGGAAGAAACUCUUUAAAGCUCCACUGUGUAGGAUCUACUCCCAUCUAGCGGUGAAAGUCUAUAUGACAAGCAACUGAAUAAUACUUUCUAGCCCCCCCCCAUUCGGAACGCGUUUUAACUCGUACGGUGGCCCGGCCGUGUCAUGCCAAGGUUAACAUGGCUUCCAGUAGCUACAAAGCAAAAGCAAUGAGAAAAAAAUUAACAAUUUGCAAUGUCCUUUGCCUGUGAUCCAUCAAAGCACACCGAUUUAUGUUUAACAUGAAAAAAGUCUGAUUGUCAUGAUAUGUCCGCUUAAAAUCACAUACAAAAAGCAACCAUGACGGGUUUAAAUGGACGCGAAUUAAUAUUAUGUCAAAGUACAAUGCUUAUGUUUUAAGUAAACGUUACAUGUCCGUGUAUAUGUAAGAGCUUUCUCUCAUAUUGGUGAAAAAAGAUCACGCAACUUUCACACGCUUGUAAAAUGAAACGAAAGACGCGCAGAUCAGACGCUUUUAUCAGAGUAUUAUGUCAGACAUUAUGUCAGAGUACAAUGCUUAUGUUUUAAGUAAACGUUACAUGUCCGUGUAUAUGUAAGAGCUUUCUCUCAUAUUGGUGAAAAAAGAUCGCGCAACUUUCACAUGCUUGUAAAAUGAAACGAAAGACGCGCAGAUCAGACGCUUUUAUCAAUGAAAGGCUAAAAAUAGCGCUGUCACCGUGUGUUUGUGCUAGAGGUCAGAAAAGAUGAAAACAUUUAUCUCAGUACCUCAGAUUACAUAAAUGGGCGGAGAGACGGCGUGUGUCUGUUCGGACACAUUAAACCACAUGCAUGUUUACACUAACAAGUGUUAUGCAUAAUCAUGCUAAAGUUAGCCAAGGAACUAUAAAACUUCAAGUUUACAACAUGGACUGUAUAGAUGUAAACGAAUAUGCUGAAUUACCUGUGGAGAAUAUAGAAAGUGCAACUUCAGUGUCCCAUGAGCCCCAUCUUGGAAAACUAACUCCAAUAGUGACUUUGGUCUUGAUGUUUUUCCUGUCGCGUUGUCGUUUAAAAUCCCCGUUUCGCUUCCUUGGCUAUUUGUUUUAAUGUCCUCGAGAAUAUGUCUUCAACAGGCUUUCAAAUCAAAGCAUUAGAUCGCAGGUUCAUCACGGUGUGCGGUUGUUGUAAAAUCCGAAGGAUUCAGCUACGCAGGUCACAGGCUGGAUACGAUACGUCAUCAAGCCUGGUUUAUUUAAAUCAACUGAGCAUUACAUUCGCAAGUCAUACGCAUAUUACAUCAAUUUACAAUUAACUAAAAAUAAUUGUCAGCUUUAUAAUUGUUAAUAUUCUGAAAUAAGACUGUCUUGAUGACGUAUACCGCCUACACAUGCAACCUCCGGAGGCUUCAGCUAUCGGCCAGCAUGAGUGUAGAGUAGAGGUCUUCACGGGUCCACUUAGAUCCGAAAACCCGAGGUCCGACCCGAGACCCGAUCGGGUUCGGGUCUAAAAGUUUCACAUGUGCCUCGGACACGGGUCGGGUACAAUAAUAGCGGCAUCGGGUCUCGGGUAAUUUAAAAAUGAAUGUGUUUUUUCUGAACGGACCCGAGAAGACCCGAACUCUCUCGCCUGUGUGCGUCAAUGUCCUUUUCAAACCUCUCAUCUGUUUGCCAAGAGCGCUUGCGACAUUGCGUGGUUGUCUGAACUGCUGUAUCUCGCGUGUGUGUUUCGUCUUGAGUCCUUUUCCAACCUCUCCUCAGUUUGCCAAGACCGCUUGCGACAUCGUGUGGCUGGCGGUAAGCUAAUUUCCGUUGAAAGAGACCUGUCUGUCAAUCAAUUUUAAAACCCGCGCUGUAGCGGCUUGUGCAGUCGUCGUCAGAAUCAGAUAAGCAUGGAGGCAAUAUCUGACAUCGCUAAAAAGCUGAAGGACAACGAAUAUACUGAGGUAAAACAUCCAGGAUCAUCAUCGGUCUGGGCAACAUUUGUGUUAAUUGUUGACAAGGAGGGGAAAAAGAUCGGUGCUGCUAAAUGCAUAGACUGUAACACAUUAUUAAAAUUUGAUUCAGCCAAAACUGGCACAUCCCAUUUGCUGAAGCACCAGAGAACAUGUCGGCACAAGAAACCAAUGCAAAGCUGCAUUCGUUCGUUUGUAAGGACAAGUGCGAUACCUGCCCCGUAUAAAAAGAAAAUUCUCGACAGUUGCGUUCGUGUUUGUGCCAAAGAUCUGAGACCAUAUCGAAUGUUUGAAACGAGUGCAUUUUGCCAGCUAGCACAGAACUUGGUUGAAAUUGGAGCUACACAUGGCCACUGUGAUGUGAAAGACCUUCUUCCCAGUGGUGUUACUGUUUCCCG
Molecule: messenger RNA, 5469 nt
Organism: Paramisgurnus dabryanus
Lineage: Eukaryota; Metazoa; Chordata; Actinopteri; Cypriniformes; Cobitidae
Product: E3 ubiquitin-protein ligase TRIM65-like
Molecular function (GO): protein binding
Source: RefSeq, a predicted model, not a curated record